CCCCCCCCCCCUCUCAGAAGAAAGUCUUUGGACAAAGUUUUUGCAAACUUUUGGGCAAAGCGGACACUGCGGGAGAUCAGUAGCUGGGAGGCGCCCACCCUGAGCCCCUCUCCCCAGAGGGGGAACAAACGCACCAAAAAACAGGGGGCUUUUUAGUUGGUUCCUCUCGUAUCGUCCCGGAUGACAUGGGAAACACUGGAAGUCUGGAUGUGCAGACGAGUUUGAGUGAUCAAACCAUGCCGCUGAAAUUGCCAAUGCCCGAACAAUGCGAGCUGGAGGAGAGAUUCGCGAUGGUUUUGAAUUCGAUGAACCUGCCUCCAGAUAAGGCACGGCUCCUACGACAGUACGACAACGAGAAGAAGUGGGAUCUCAUCUGUGACCAGGAACGAUUUCAGGUGAAGAACCCUCCGCACACGUACAUCCAGAAACUCAAGAGCUACCUCGACCCAGGAGUCACCAGGAAGAAGUUCCGUCGCCGGGUGCAGGAGUCGACGAAGGUGCUGCGUGAGUUGGAGAUCUCACUGCGCACCAACUACAUUGGAUGGGUUAGAGAGUUUCUAAACGAUGAAAACCAGGGCCUCAAUGUACUGGUUGACUACCUGUCCUUUGCACAGUGUGCGGUCAUGUUUGACAUUGACCUUGUGGAGAAUGGUGAUGAUGGUGCACUCGACAAACCCAAACCCUGGGGCAGGUCUAUAGAAGAUUUACACCAGAGCAAUGUCCUGCCCCUGGCUUUCAGCAACAGCCUGUCUCGCUCUGCAAGGCAAUCUAUCCUACGCUACAACACGCUGCCCGACAGGAAGUUUCUGAAGAAUUCCAGGCUCGUGUGCCAGAAGGAUGAUGUCCAUGUGUGUAUCAUGUGUUUACGGGCAGUAAUGAACUACCAGUACGGCUUCAAUUUAGUUAUGUCCCACCCACACGCCGUCAAUGAAAUCGCACUUAGCCUGAACAACAAGAAUCCCAGAACCAAAGCCCUGGUACUGGAGCUACUUGCAGCCGUCUGCCUCGUGAGAGGAGGGCACGAGAUCAUUCUCUCCGCGUUCGACCAUUUCAAAGAGGUGUGCAAAGAAAAGCAUCGCUUCGAGAACCUGAUGGAAUAUUUCCGCAAUGAAGACACCAACAUAGAUUUCAUGGUGGCGUGCAUGCAGUUCAUCAAUAUCGUGGUCCAUUCUGUGGAGGACAUGAACUUCCGGGUCCACCUGCAGUUCGAGUUCACCAAGCUGGGCCUGGACGAGUUCCUGGAGAAAUCCAAGCACACGGAGAGCGAUAAGCUGCAGGUUCAGAUCCAGGCCUACCUGGACAACGUGUUUGACGUGGGUGGUCUACUGGAGGAUGCCGAGACCAAGAACGCAGCCUUGGAGAAGGUGGAUGAACUGGAAGAACACAUGUCGCACUUAACGGAGAAGCUUCAGGAACUGGAGAAUGAAAACAUGAUGAGGGUGGCAGAACUGGAAAAGCAGUUGCUCUAUCAAGAUAACGAACUGGAAACGAUUAAGGAAACCUACAAGGAUGCCAGCAGCCAGGUGCACACCCUGCGGAAGAUGAUCAAGGAGAAGGAGGAGGCGUUCCAGCGGCAGUUUCGCCUGGGGAGGCAGAUGGGUGGGCUGCAACACGGACUCCUGGCCGACUGUCCGGAUGGAGACCCUUCUCUGCUGUCUCGCUCUUCCAUGGACUUGGAGCUGAUUCCAAGCAUUCCUCCUUCACCCACGCCCCCAACGCCUCCUCCACCACCACUGGCCCCACCGCUACCAGGUCAAGUCCCUGCACCGCCCCCACCACCCAUCGCUCCUCCAUUACCUGGUAGCGCUCUGUCGGUUAUCCUCAGCCAUGGAUUGUCAGCCAUUCGGAUCAAGAAACCAAUUAAGACAAAAUUCCGUUUGCCGGUAUUUAACUGGAUGGCACUGAAACCCAAUCAGAUCAACGGGACGGUCUUCACCGAAAUCGAUGACGAGAAGAUCUUGGAGGAGCUUGACCUGGAUGAAUUUGAAGACCUCUUCAAGACGAAAGCCCAGGGACCCUCCAUUGAAAUCUCCUGUCAGAAAGGCAAAAGUGCGCAGAAAGCGCUGAGUAAAGUGAUGCUGCUCGAAACCAACCGAGCAAAGAAUCUCGCCAUUACGCUGCGCAAGGCUGGCAAGACAACAGAGGAGAUUUGCAGGGCCAUUCAAAUGUACGAUUUGAAGACCUUGCCCCUGGACUUUGUGGAGUGUUUGAACCGUUUCCUGCCUCUGGAGAAUGAGGUGAAGCUGCUGAAGCAAUAUGAGAAGGAGAGAAAGCCACUGGACGAUCUGUCCAACGAGGAUCGCUUCAUGAUGCACUUCAGCAAAAUCGAGCGCCUCUCCCAACGCAUGACCAUAAUGACUUUCGUUGGCAACUUCGCCGAAAACAUCCAGAUGUUGAAUCCGCAAUUGAAUGCAAUAAUAGCAGCCUCGAUGUCUAUCAAGACCUCACAGAAGUUGAAGGCUAUGUUGGAGGUGAGGAUUAUCCUGGCGCCUUAGGUGACUAUGGCACCUAGCAAACGUGGAGCUGUAGGCUUCAAACUGCAGAGCUUGCACCAGCUCUCAGACACCAAAUCGACGGAUCGGAAGCUGACCCUGCUGCACUACAUUGCGAUCGUCGUGAAGAGGAAGUACUGCAACAUCGCCACCUUCUGGAACGAGCUGCAUUACAUCGAGAAAGCCGCAGCAGUUUCGUUGGAAAAUGUCCUGUUGGACGUGAAGGAGAUGGGCCACAACAUGGAACUGGUGAAACGGGAGAGCAAUAAGCACGAGCAUAACCUGGUGCUGAAGGAUUUCCUGUCACUAAAUGAAGGGAAGUUGGAAAAACUGCAACGAGACUCCAAAACUGCGCAGUGGCAAUGUUUCCUGCAGUCUCCCUGCCCCAGGAACAAGCGGCAGCACCAGGAGCUCAUUGCAGAGCUGCGGAAGCGGCAGGUGAAAGAACACCCGGCCGUGUAUGAAGGCAAAGACGGGACCAUUGAAGACAUCAUCACAGUGCUGAAGAGUGUGCCCUUCACAGCCCGGACUGCCAAACGAGGCUCUCGGUUCUUCUGUGAAACGACGUUAUGUGAUGAGUCCAACUGUUAAUGUUUCUGCCGUUUACAGACUCCAAUUGCAACAGGUCUUGGAAACCGACCGUACUGGCGCGCAGACGCGGUGAUGCGGCACGCAUGGAAACACCUCUGAAGAAAGGACUUGGGUGGGAUUGGGUGAGAUUGGAG
Molecule: messenger RNA, 3217 nt
Organism: Leucoraja erinaceus (little skate)
Lineage: Eukaryota; Metazoa; Chordata; Chondrichthyes; Rajiformes; Rajidae
Product: formin-like protein 3
Biological process (GO): cell migration; regulation of cell shape; cortical actin cytoskeleton organization
Cellular component (GO): cytosol
Molecular function (GO): small GTPase binding; actin filament binding
Source: RefSeq, a predicted model, not a curated record